AUGCUCCUUACACCGGACCAUUUUGCAGAGGCUUUUGAGGAAAUAAGAAAAACAUCCUUGACACAUUCUACGUGUAAACUUGCCAUUUUCACGGCAUGCUUAAACGUGGAUGCUAUUUGCUCGGCGAGAAUGCUAUGCGGGCUAUUAAAAAAAAGCCUCAUAGUAUUUCAAAUGAUACCAGUAGUGGGGUAUAAUGAUUUGAAGAAGAAAUACGCGAAACUUGACGAUACUAUCUCCAAUGUGAUUAUGUUGGAUUGUGGAUCAAUGGUGGACCUUGAAAGUUUUCUAGAAAUUGAUGUCAAUAAUUACUUGGAUAAAGAUUAUUAUCAAUCAAUGGUUACACCAGACAACUCAAGCCAGUUGGGAGAUAGCAAUUUGAAACUCACAAGAAAGAUUUACAUUAUAGAUGGACAUCGUCCCUGGAAUCUUGACAAUUUAUUUGGCUCACAAAUGAUUAAUUGCUUCGAUGAUGGAGGUACAUCAGAAGAACUAGAGCACGAAAAGGAGGCCUACGAUCUGCUAGUAUCAAUGGAAAGUGACGAAGAGGAAGAUGCGGAUAGUGAUAGCGAUAAAGAUGGAAGUGAUCAUGAGGAAGAACUUUCAAACUCAUCUUUUGAGAAAGAUGAACAGGCUGAAGGUAAUGAAAAUCAGAAUCAGGAUGAAGAUAAGUCUCAAGAGUCAAGAAAACGUACAGGUUUUGAAUCCUUUGAAGAUCAAAAUCCCGAUGAACAACAAGAACAUCAAAUUAACAAGAAGAGACGAAGAACUCAAAUGAGAGAAGGUGAAAGAACCAUAGAAAACUACUACAAUCAGGGAACGACAGUUAUCAUUCCAUCUUCUUUACAGAUGUAUACAUUACUUUCGACAAUUGGACGGUGCAACAUGGAUAAUUUAUGGUUGUCAAUUGUAGGGGCGACAUCUUUGAAGGCAAACUACGAGCAUGUUUAUGAUGACGUAUUUCCACUAUUGAAGGAAGAGGUUAAUAGAUUGCAAUCUGAAAAACAGGCGGAAGAUAAUGCCAAAACUUUAGCUACAACACAGAACAAUACCAGUCAGUUAGAGCUAUCCAAAAAUAUGGGUGAUAGGGCGGACAAUUGUAGUAUUCAAAUAGAUAAAGAAUACUCAUUAUUUUUAUUGAGACACUGGAACAUGUAUGAUGCAUUUUUCUACUCCAAUUACGUGAACUCCAAAUUACAAUUAUAUACAAACCAAGGGCGGAAAAAGCUUAACACAAUGUUUGCAAGAAUGGGAAUAUCAUUGGUAUCCGCAAGUCAGAACUGGCAUUACCUAGACAUUGAUCUGAAGAAGAAGAUUAAUAGAAUUUUUACCAAAAACCUUUCUCAACUAGGGUUGACGGACGUGAUCCGAGAUGGUUUUGUCCGAAAUUAUGGCUUUGAUGGUGCAAUAAGUGCAGGUGAUUACGCUGAAGCGGUUACUGCACUUUUAGAAUUUGACGGUGAAAUGAACACACUAUCAAAGUUCAAAGAAGGUGGUAUUGGUAACGAUCAAACAACGCCGCCCGAAGAGGAGGAUGCUAACGACGAGACAAAACAUACAGAUGACGAUGGUAAAGCUGAAAGUUUGAACAAGCUAAUUAUUGAAAGAGAAGAACAAUUCAUUAGAAACUUUUGGAAGGCAUAUGAUUCAUUGGCAUCAAUAAAUUUGGUUGAAGCAGGAAUUCGUAUUGCUCAAUUGCAGCAGAAAUUCAUUUUUGAAAAAGGAUUUGAAAUAUUUCACAAGCGAAUGGUUAAAAAUCUUCGGAUAUUCCGUCUUGUUGUCCUCAAAAAUAGCUUUACUUCAAAUAGUACGGUGACCGAUAUAACUAUAAACAAUUAUGCGCCAUCUAGACAUUCUACGUUGAUCGGGACAUCUGAUACUGCAGCAUCCAGCUCACUAAAUGAAAAGGAUACAGUCGAUUUUCACACGCUUGGAUCUAGUCAAAAACUUUUCCAGAACCCGCUUAUUUUGACAAAACUUGGUAAUUGGAUAUUAGAGGCUUGUGCAGAGAUGGAUACACCACCGGUCCCAUUGGUCAUUGCUGCCUUAGAUAGAGAUACAGACACAUAUUUGGUUUGUGGGUUACCUCCUAAGUAUCCAAAUAUGAGGGGCAUCGACACCAAUAGAGAACUGGAAAAACAGUCUGAAAGUACAACUGUGCUUAACACAUUUUCGUUGGCAUUUCAAGAGAUUGCCAAUAGUACCGGUGCCAAAGCCAGAAUUGAUAGCUUUGAGAGUACUAUAAUCGAGAUAAGGAAAGAGGAUUUACCACUUUUUUUAGAACGAUUAACUUUGAGUGGUUUGGUGUAA
This is a messenger RNA of Brettanomyces bruxellensis, 2307 nucleotides long. RefSeq lists its product as uncharacterized. Gene Ontology annotation, biological process: DNA replication initiation; mitotic DNA replication preinitiation complex assembly; double-strand break repair via break-induced replication. Gene Ontology annotation, molecular function: DNA replication origin binding; chromatin binding; single-stranded DNA binding. Gene Ontology annotation, cellular component: DNA replication preinitiation complex. The transcript has a single exon. The coding region runs from base 1 to 2307 and encodes 768 amino acids. The record is from RefSeq and is a predicted model, not a curated record. Lineage: Eukaryota; Fungi; Ascomycota; Pichiomycetes; Pichiales; Pichiaceae.